AUGUCUUAAUUAACAUUAUACGGUUUUCUCCUCUGCCCUUAUGUAUAAAGAGCGAGAUUUGCUUUAGAAAACAUUGGAGUUAAGUAUGACUACAAAGAAAUUGAUAUAUAUAAAUUUAAACAUAGAGAGUAGGCAUAUUUAGAUAUCAAUCCUUUUGGAAAGGUUCCUUCAAUAUCUUUCAACAACUAGAUUAUUUAUGAAAGUCUCCCCCUUCUUGAAUUCCUAGAAAAUGAAUUUGGUGGUGUCUUCCCUUAAGAUAACAUUAGAAAAACAUAAUAGAGAAUAUGGGCAAAUUACUUUAAUUCAAAUUUUAUUGAUAGAAUGUGGGCUAUCUUUGGAAUUAUAAAAAAAAAGGAUGCUGAAGGAUCUAAGAAGCUUGCUAACGAAUUAGCUGAAGUUCUGAGAUUCUUUACAAAAAAUUCCAAGCUAUCUGAAAGAAUUAAAUUAAACCCAAAUAGCUAUUUCGAAGGAGAAACAUUAACUUAUGUUGAUUUUGCUAUUGGUCCUCAUUUCAAAAUGCUUGAUGCUAUGUAUAGAGUAUUCUUUAAAGUCAACUUCUUUGAUUAAAUUGAAAAUUAGGAUGAACUAAUCUAGAAUUUCAAAAUUUACUUUCAAAAUGUUGUUUCAUCCGACUCUUUCAAAAGGACUGUAACUAAUCCUCUUAAUCUUCCUGCCUAAGGAGAUAACUUCCUUUUAGAUCAAUUAUAAUACACUCCUAAAAGCUAUCAUUUUGAUAAUUUUAUAGAAUUUUAUAUUACUAAAAGAUACGUAGAAGCUUGA
Molecule: messenger RNA, 780 nt
Organism: Tetrahymena thermophila SB210
Lineage: Eukaryota; Ciliophora; Oligohymenophorea; Hymenostomatida; Tetrahymenidae
Product: glutathione S-transferase, amine-terminal domain protein
Exons: 2
Cellular component (GO): cytoplasm
Source: RefSeq, a predicted model, not a curated record